UAUUACACAUUUGGUGCAAAUUAUAAUGCGCUCGGACUCGGGGAUAACCGCCUACGCACAAUUUAACAAAAGUGCCCAAUAAAAAGCAAGAAAAGCAAUAUGUGCGCAUCGAGUUGAGGGCGCAUAUUUGCAACGUGACGCAGACGCACACAAGCUUAAUGCAAAAACAAGUCGUAAAUACAAUAAAGAGUUAAUAAUUUUGUCACACAGGGAGUGCGUUAAAAAGCACCAGCACCGAACGCGCGCGUGUGUGUGCAACUGUGGCGGGGUGUGCGGCAGCGCUGUUGUGGUCAAGAUGUGAAUUUAGCUACGAAUGUUGGUGCGACGCCCAAAGACCAAAACAAAACCCCACUGCCAGGACAAAUGAGGCUAAAUAUAGCGUGCAAGCAGACAAAUAAAUACAAAAACAUAAAAAAGCGGAACAUUUCACAACAACUAAUUGCAUAGUGUGUGUGUUUGUGUGUGCGCGAUUGUAGAAAGUGUGGACGUCAGGCGUUGGUCAGCUCAGCCGCAAGCCAUGUCCAAAAUAACGCUGACCACCUUAACGCAUGGAAGCAGUAGCAACAGCAACAACGACACACGUACAGGCACCCUGACCCAUCUUAUGGAGGAGCACCAUCAUCAUCACCACCACACAACUACUGCUGCUGCUGGUGGCGGUGCUGCUGGCCUGAUUUCCGAUGGAGCAGAACGUUUGCGCCGACAAGGCAGUCGGAUGCAAAGUUCGCGCUUCGCCUGCAUGCGUUGCUGCGGCAAUUUCCUUACCUAUUUGGUGCGCCUGCGCAGUACGCCCGAGGAGCUCGAACAACGCUACAAGUCCAAAGAAAUUGAUAAGUCUCUGGAGCGAGAGAGGCAUACGUUUCGACGGCAGGUAAAACUACUGCUCUUGGGCGCGGGCGAAUCGGGCAAGUCCACCUUUCUGAAACAGAUGCGCAUCAUACACGGCGUCCACUUUGAGGCCGAACUGCUGCGCGAAUACCAACAUGUGAUAUACCAAAAUGUUAUAAGAGGUAUGCAAGUCUUACUCGAUGCACGAGAAAAACUUGGCAUCUCUUGGGGCAACGAUGGACGGGAUCAGGAUGCUAACGAUGCCAAAUCAAUGGAAUGCAAUGCUAUAGAGGCCGCUAAAUUUAUAGAAUAUGCACCGCUCAUACAACGACUGUGGCAGGAUCGUGGCAUACGACGUGCCUACGAGCGAAGACGCGAAUUUCAAAUUAGCGAUUCUGUCAGCUAUUUUCUAGACGAAAUCGAACGUCUAGCCAAACCUGAUUAUGUGCCCACACACAAAGAUAUACUGCACUGUCGCAAGGCAACGAAAGGUGUCUACGAGUUUUGUGUCAAAAUACAGCACAUUCCAUUUGUAUUCGUAGAUGUGGGCGGUCAACGCACGCAGCGUCAAAAGUGGACCAGAUGCUUUGAUAACUCGGUCACAUCAAUUAUAUUUUUAGUGUCCAGUUCGGAGUUCGAUCAGGUGCUUGCUGAAGACAGAAAGACAAAUCGCCUGGAGGAAUCCAAAAACAUAUUUGAUACCAUUGUAAACAACAACACAUUUAAAGGCAUUUCAAUAAUAUUGUUUUUGAACAAAACGGAUUUGCUUGAACAAAAAGUACGGAAUCCAGAGACUGAUAUACGCUGGUACUAUCCACAAUUCAAUGGGAAUCCACACUCGCUGCUGGACGUCCAGAAUUUCAUACUGCAAAUGUUCAUGAGUGUGCGUCGCAGCAGCACGAGUCGCAUUUAUCAUCACUUCACCACUGCCAUAGACACGCGGAACAUCAAUGUGGUGUUCAAUUCGGUUAAAGACACAAUAUUGCAACGAAAUUUGAAUGCACUGAUGCUGCAGUAGGAUGCACUGAGUGUUGAUAAAGGGACGCUUGAAUCUCGAAGCUAGAAACUCUGACAAUCUAUAUAAAAACACGAAAAUAUUUUUAUAUAAAUAUUGUAUACAUAUACAAAUACUAUGGAACAAGUGCCAGCUUUCAAUUUUGCACGGUCCGAGCCGCGCCGUCCGUUUCAGCGGCAAAACGCAUUGUUGUUACCUUUUUAAAUUAGUCGAUAAAAUAUGAAAGGAAAUGAUUAUUUUUUUAGCAUUUACAUGUAUUAUGCUGUAUGUAUUUUAUUUAAUUUAUACAUAAGUGUACAUAAACUAAAAACUGUGUGUGUUCGCAACGGCCGCUACCUAUAACCAUAAACGACAGCUAACUGAAAACAACGAUCGAGUGUGCCGUUCUAUUUUUUAUAAACAUAUUUAUUGAAUGCAGUGGGCGGAAGCCUCUGCAUUUUGCAAAUGCUACCAAAACGUACUAAGCUCCGUAUUUUUUUUAUUUUUUAUUAAGCAGUUCAUUUUGCUAUUACGAUGUUAUAUUAUUAUACUAUAGAUCUAGAGCAUAUACACGCAUAUACAUAUAUUUUAUAGAACCGAGUAUAUACAUAUUAUAGUUUACACGGAAGGCGAGAGCUAAACUUUAAGCAGCAUUUUCUCAAAGAGAAAAGUCAACAAAUGUACCAAUAAAAAUAAAAAACAUUUAAAAAACAACAAGAACCAACGUUAAUAAAAACUAUAAUACCAAUAAUA
This is a messenger RNA of Scaptodrosophila lebanonensis, 2575 nucleotides long. RefSeq names its product guanine nucleotide-binding protein subunit alpha homolog (gene cta). Gene Ontology annotation, cellular component: heterotrimeric G-protein complex; brush border membrane. Bases 518 to 1846 code for a protein of 442 amino acids. The transcript has 6 exons. The record is from RefSeq and is a predicted model, not a curated record. Gene Ontology annotation, biological process: Rho protein signal transduction; adenylate cyclase-modulating G protein-coupled receptor signaling pathway. Gene Ontology annotation, molecular function: GTPase activity; guanyl nucleotide binding; G-protein beta/gamma-subunit complex binding. NCBI's taxonomy places the organism in Eukaryota, Metazoa, Arthropoda, Insecta, Diptera, Drosophilidae.